AUGCUGUCCAAAACGACACAUGCUUACGCCCAUUCCAGAAGCGGGGACUUACAACUCGAUAUUUAUCUCUCAGCCGAUCGCAGCAGUAUUGAUAACACUACACCGGCAUUCAUAUACUUUCACGGAGGUGGGCUGGUCGCGUUCAAUCGCGAAUUCAUCCCAACUCACAUCGUGCAAUCUUGCGUCCAAAGAAAAUGGCCACUGAUCUCAGUCGACUACAAUCUUCUUCCGCAAGCAAAAGGCGAAGAUUUGGUGUCUAAUAUCUGCGAUGCGUAUAGAUUUGUGAGGGGGAAUCUAUGUCGAAUUGCUGACAAGGGAGACGGAAUAUGGGAGAACAUAAUCGUUGGCGGAAAUAGUGCCGGUGCUUACAUGGCCUACCAAGCUGGCCUCAACCUUGAGCCAAAACCAUUAGCUCUGUUCUGUCUUUACGGACCAGGAAAUUGCAUGGGUAAAUUUUGGAGUUCGAAUCAUAUUAUUGGGAACGCACCUAUAGAGUUUGACGAAGUCUCUUGGUUUCUUGAGGCACCAAUGUCUGCGGGGCAUACACCACCAGACAUGGCAUUCUAUCCAGAAUCACUACUCGACGAUGGUCGACCAAACCCAGAUUUCAAGAUGCCUGUAAAUCCGGAGCCCUUCAACGAACCAGCGUUUCUUUACAAUUGGCUUGUCCAAGAAAACAAACUUCCACCUCUGGUUUCCGACAUCGAAGUUCCGUACUCCUCGCCGGCUUGGAGACAACUUCCUAAGACAAUUAUUAUCCAUGGUACGAACGACCAAAUAGUUCCUUAUGAGGCAGCCACAAAUCUUUUCAAAGCUAUUGGUUCGGAAACUGCGAUACUUUUCACUGUUCCAGACGCUCCGCAUGCUUUUGAUCAGAACCUGUUGCAUGGAGACAAAGACCUGGAAAUAGUGGAGCAGGCGUGGAAAGCACUGGAUCAAAUUGUACGAGAUCUAAAAAGAGCAAGUGCAUGA
Molecule: messenger RNA, 972 nt
Organism: Glarea lozoyensis ATCC 20868
Lineage: Eukaryota; Fungi; Ascomycota; Leotiomycetes; Helotiales; Helotiaceae
Product: alpha/beta-Hydrolase
Exons: 3
Coding region: 1-972 (323 amino acids)
Molecular function (GO): hydrolase activity
Source: RefSeq, a predicted model, not a curated record